AAUUUAUCGCUUUUUGAGGGUGAAAAUCUGAACCUAUUAUAUAUACACACACAAAUUUGUGGCAAAGAGGAGAAGACAGCGAGAGGAAAAAGAAGUUGCAGAGUCUCCCGUACCGUGUGACUCGGUCUGCUCUCCUGGGAUUUCGAUUUGAUUCUAGGGUCGUUGCUUCUUUUGGCAUGGGUUUGGAUCAAAGGAUUCAAGAGUUACAGAGUAAUGCAGACAAAACGUCCUUGACAAUAUGUGUGCAUACGUUUGGUGAUUUAACUUACGUAUCUCCAGUAGUGUUCUUAUAUCUGCUGAAAGAAUGUUAUGUUCAUGGAACAUGUAAAGCUACUAAGAAGUUUAGAGCUCUUCAACACCAAGUCCAUCACGUACUAUGUAAUUCUCCUCAACCUGGACCGGCCAGUUUUGUUAUCCGGUGCCUGGUUGUUCUGCCCAUUCUUGAAUUGUAUCGUGAAGGGUUCAGUCACUUGAUUAUAUCUGCCCUUUGUCGUUUUCUGAAACAAGCGGUUAUCGACACUAGAGAUACCCUGAUAGCAAAAUGUCUGGCUACACGGUUAUUUAUUCAUAUCGUUCGGGGUGUUAUCGACCAUGAUGAGAGGAUUGUUGUGAAGAUACUUGAAGUUUUUGAUGUCAGGUUGACAGACAUUGAGGAAAUGAUUUGCCAAUUAAAGCCUAAUAGUGAUCACAGGUUCGAUGCGGCAAAAUCAUUUGUGGAGCAAUAUAUAUUUAAGUUGAUAGAAUCCCAGUCAUAUAUGACCGCAGUCAGUUUGUUAAAGCACUUUUCCAUCCGCCAGUCUGGGGAGUCUUUUCUCCACCAAAUGAUGCAAAACAAUCAAAGCAGAGCAGCUGAGAAAUGGGCAACGUUUAUGGGAAGGCCAAUGUUAUGUGUACUCGUCCAGGAGUACGUUGACAGGAAUAUGCUCAAGAAUGCUUAUGAUACCAUCAAGAAAAACAAUCUUGAAAAGGAAUUUCCAGAUGUUUAUCAUAAGUGCAAAGAAAGCUCCCUAAAGAGCCUAGCUGAAAAGGCAUGCUGGGAUGUUGCUGAGAGAAAGACCUAUGGUGAUAGACAACUUCUUGAAUAUUUGGUUUAUUUGGCAAUGGAAGCUGGUUACUCAGAGAAGGUUGAUGAAUUGUGCGGUAGAUACUCUCUCGGAGGUUUUCUAAAGGCCAAAGUACCAGAGGCAAAUCUAUUGCAACGUAGGUAUUUACAACUUAAUGAAUUAGUCGUGGGAGAUGUUGUUUGGGUUGAUGAAGCUGAUGGUUUGUGUGAGGCAACUUACCACAUUGAAAACUGCAAAGUUGUGGGUAUUGAUUGCGAAUGGAAGCCCAACUAUGUGAAAGGCAGCAAACCAAACAGGGUUUCUAUCAUGCAAAUUGCUUCUGAUAAGAUGGUUUUCAUCGUUGACUUGAUAAAGUUGUAUGAAGACGUGCCUCAUGUACUAGACGACUGCCUUAGUCGCAUUUUGCAGUCUCCUAGAAUCCUGAAACUUGGUUAUAAUUUUCAGUGUGAUACUAAACAGCUAGCUCAUUCAUAUGGAGAAUUGAAGUGUUUCAAGCAGUAUGAAAUGCUACUUGACAUUCAGAAUGUAUUUAGAGAACCUCGGGGUGGUUUAUCUGGGCUUGCCGAGAAAAUAUUGGGAGUGGCUUUGAACAAGACAAGACGAAACAGUGACUGGGAGCAACGGCCUUUGAGCCAGAAUCAGCUAGAAUAUGCUGCUCUGGAUGCAGCUGUACUUGUUCACAUAUUCGCUCAUGUCCGCAAUCAUUCACAUCCUUCCAAUGUUCCAGAGGGGCAUGAAAAAAUUGAAUGGAAAUCCCACAUUGUUUGUCAGAGGGAUAAACCCAAGAAGUCCAAAAAGGAAUCGGUAAAUAACAAAGAGUGUGAACCGGCGGCAACUCAUGAGCACAAGCAAUCAAGUUAGCAUCACACCAGGCCUUUUUUCUUUUCCAUCCUUUUUCCUUUUCCUUUUCCUUUUCCAUCUUAUUUAAACAAUGCACAUUGUAAGUAUUUCCAUUUAGUUCAAUAAGUAGGGAACAUCUAUAUACUAUUGUAAAAAUGCAGUCUAUUUCUACGGGAAAAGGAAAUGCUUUGUUCUUAAAUCA
Tripterygium wilfordii is the source of this 2106-nucleotide messenger RNA. RefSeq lists its product as uncharacterized. The transcript has 12 exons. NCBI's taxonomy places the organism in Eukaryota, Viridiplantae, Streptophyta, Magnoliopsida, Celastrales, Celastraceae. The record is from RefSeq and is a predicted model, not a curated record. Bases 177 to 1925 code for a protein of 582 amino acids. Gene Ontology annotation, biological process: nucleobase-containing compound metabolic process. Gene Ontology annotation, molecular function: nucleic acid binding; 3'-5' exonuclease activity.